AUGUUGAUAGUAGUGUGCAUAAGAUUAGUAAAAGGAAUUGGCAAUGAUCUGGCCGUCGUUAUCGAAAAUAGCGACGCGGUGCUGCUGACAGUUGGGAUCUUGACGAAGUUGGUGAUGCCUCUAUUUUACGAAAAACAAAGGCGCACAAUAUACGAACUAGUGGCUAAGCACAUCGACUCCAUUAAAGAUGAAAACGAAGUUAUUGUCCUCCGGAAGUUCUCCGACGCAGGAUUUAAAUUUUCAUUCACUUAUAUGGUAGUCAUAGCCAGCGCGGGUGCAGUUUUCUUCAUUUUGCCACUCACCAAAAUGUUUUACAAUUAUUUGAUCGGCAAGAACAGGUCGGAGACGGAGCUGCCCCUCCUUGUCGAAUAUGUGUUUUUGAACAAAGAGCAGAAUUUCUACGUCAUACUAGUACACAUGUUCAUGUAUCUUGCUGCCUGUGUGAUGAAUGAUUUGGCUGUUGAUUUGGCGUUUAUAAUGGGAGUUUGCCACGUAUGUACUUUAUUCGAAAUUGUGAGAAUGCGUUUGCGUAAAGCGUCGGAUAUUCUGAGCAGAGAUAAAAAGUUUAACCAAUCUAUUAGAGCGGUCAACGAAGCCAACGCCCUUUUGAAGUCAGCAAUUGAUAUGCACAACGAAGUUUUACAUCUGAUUGCGUUGCUUGAAGAAGUAUACCAUCUUGUCUGGUUCAUCGUCUUAAUAUUCAACACUUGUAUGGUUGGAAUAACCCUUUUGGAACACUACAUUGCUUUGAAUAGUCCUCUUUACUUUUUACGCUACGUAAUGGCGAUGAUCAUGUUUUUUGUUCAUUUUUACGUCAUUUUUAAACAAGGCCAGAAGGUGAUAGAUUCCAGCUCAUCAGUGUUUGAUGAAUGUUAUAGAUGUAACUGGUACAACGCCCCAAAAUGCUCGUGCACAUCGCUGCUGUUAAUAAUGAACCGUAGUGUUAAGCCUUGCACCAUAACUGGUGGACAUGGAAUGUUUGUUUUAUCUAUGGAAACAUAUACCAAGAUGUUAAAGAUUGGGUUUUCAAUGUUUACCGUAUUAAAAUCUAUUCACAAUGACAGCUGA
Molecule: messenger RNA, 1068 nt
Organism: Phymastichus coffea
Lineage: Eukaryota; Metazoa; Arthropoda; Insecta; Hymenoptera; Eulophidae
Product: odorant receptor 13a-like
Exons: 9
Coding region: 1-1068 (355 amino acids)
Biological process (GO): detection of chemical stimulus involved in sensory perception of smell; sensory perception of smell
Cellular component (GO): plasma membrane
Molecular function (GO): odorant binding; olfactory receptor activity
Source: RefSeq, a predicted model, not a curated record